AUGGAUGCAACGUCUGCACCCGUCGUUCAACUGCUUGACUCGAGACAAGAACAGAACGACGCUGUCGACAGUGAUGCUCAUCUAGACCGAAUCACCGGGUCAUACGAGCCCAAGACCAAUGCACCCCGAGAAACCGAUGGCGACAGCAAGAUUCCUGUAGAUGACAAUGUGCAGAACAUCGAUCUCGAGUCCUCCACUCGACCCGCUGGGAUCGAUGACUUCCCAGAAGGAGGCCUACAAGCAUGGCUCGUGGUGUUUAGUUCUUUCCUCGCUCUGUUCUGCUCUUUCGGUUUCAUGGUCGCCAUCGGCACGGUCCAGGAGUACCUCCAGCUGCACCAGCUUUCACAUUACACCGCUCGCGACAUCGGCUGGAUCCCGUCUGUGUUCGUCUACCUCUCUCUCGGUGGCGGUAUCGGAGUCGGUCCCAUCUUCGAUCGCUACGGUCCUCGGCACCUCGCCCUGUGCGGCUCGAUCACUUACAUCGUCAUGAUGUUCCUGCUGGCGCAGUGCAGCAAGUACUGGCACUUCCUGCUCUGCCUGGGCGUGCUGGGCGGAGUCUCGGGCGCCAUGUUGACGACGACGAGCAUGGCCGUGGUGAGCCACUGGUUCAAGAAACGACGAGGCUUCGCCCACGGCAUCGCCAUGACCGGCUCGAGUUUCGGCGGCGUCGCUUUCCCGCUCAUCCUUCAGGACGCCUUUCCCCGGUACGGGUACGCGUGGUCGAUUCGGAUCCUCGGCUUCGUCAUCGUGGGGUGUCUCGUCAUCAGCAACAUCCUCAUGAAGCCACGCUUGCCCCCGUCGGCUCAAGCCAAGAAGCAGGCCAUCAUCUCCCUCAACCUGUUUGGCGACCUGAAGUUCACCCUCUUCACGAUCACCGUGUUUGGGUUCGAGAUUGUCCUGUUCGGUGCGUUGGGCAUCUUGCCGACGUAUGCGAGCCUGGGCGGACAGUUUCCCGCCGACACCGGCUUCUACAUCAUCGCGGUGAUGAACGGCGUGUCAUGCGCAGGCCGCAUCAUCCCGGGCUAUGUCUCGGAUUACAUUGGGCGCUUCAACACCCUCAUGAUCAUGAUCGUCGCGACGUUGAUCCUGAUGUUGGUGCUGUGGCUGCCAUUCGGGCACAGCAGCCUCGCGGCCUUGUACGCCUUUUGUGCACUGUUUGGAUUCGGCACCGGUUCCUGGAUGGCACUCACACCGGCCUGCAUUGGCCAACUCUGCGAGGCAGAGCACUUUGGCCGCUACUACGGUACCAUGUACUUUGUCGCGUCGUUGGCGACCUUGGUCUGUGUGCCCAUCAGUGGCGAACUCGUCGAGUCGGUCGGACCACAGAUCAUGGUCGGCUUCAUGUGUGCGAUUCUUGCAUUGAGUCUGGGCACCUUCACCCUCAGCCGCUGGGCGUGUUUGGGUUGGCAAUGGUCAUGGACGGCAAAAGUUUGA
This is a messenger RNA of Exophiala oligosperma, 1434 nucleotides long. RefSeq lists its product as uncharacterized. The transcript has a single exon. Lineage: Eukaryota; Fungi; Ascomycota; Eurotiomycetes; Chaetothyriales; Herpotrichiellaceae. Gene Ontology annotation, biological process: transmembrane transport. Bases 1 to 1434 code for a protein of 477 amino acids. Gene Ontology annotation, cellular component: fungal-type vacuole membrane. Gene Ontology annotation, molecular function: transmembrane transporter activity. The record is from RefSeq and is a predicted model, not a curated record.